Molecule: messenger RNA, 439 nt
Organism: Amyelois transitella
Lineage: Eukaryota; Metazoa; Arthropoda; Insecta; Lepidoptera; Pyralidae
Exons: 3
Coding region: 67-303 (78 amino acids)
Source: RefSeq, a predicted model, not a curated record
UUCUGCGUAACGAAUUCAGUUUCGCAUCUGCUUUCAACUUGUGAAGUCGAUUUGAAGUCAAUAAUCAUGAACAAGUUGCUCAUUGUUCUUUUGGCCGUGUGCCUUGUCAGCGUUCAUGCUUUCGUCAAACGCGAUGCUGAUAAACCUCUGGACUUGCAAGGCGUCUCGAAGGACUUCCAAGAUAAACUGUCAGAACUAGGAAAGCAGUUGGAAACUACUUUCGACCCCGAGAAGAUAAAGAAGGGAGUCAAUGACCUGAUUGACGGUUUUAAUAAAGCGUUCAAAGAAAAUAAGGCAGCCUAAAAUUCAAGGUACUCAAAGCGGUAAGGCUCCUUAUAGUUAAACAAAUCAGCAAGUUCAUCAAAAUGCAUCGGCAACAAUAAAACCGCCUCUACAAUAAUUUGUUAUAUUAUUUAAUAAAAUUCAUUAUAGAUAUUAA